Messenger RNA from Coprinopsis cinerea okayama7#130, 2781 nucleotides. RefSeq names its product trehalose-6-phosphate phosphatase. Gene Ontology annotation, molecular function: catalytic activity. Gene Ontology annotation, biological process: trehalose biosynthetic process. The transcript has 15 exons. Gene Ontology annotation, cellular component: cytosol; alpha,alpha-trehalose-phosphate synthase complex (UDP-forming). Bases 1 to 2781 code for a protein of 926 amino acids. The record is from RefSeq and is a predicted model, not a curated record. Lineage: Eukaryota; Fungi; Basidiomycota; Agaricomycetes; Agaricales; Psathyrellaceae.
AUGACUGUCAUGGACUCGUUCUCGGAGCCAUACACCCGCGAAGGCGACGACAUCUCCCUCGAACAGGUCCACGAGAACAUCAAGCGUCUCGAGGAGGAGCAUAGGAAGAACGGUGUCCCCCUCUCGGGGCGUAUCAUCCACGUCGUCCAUUACCUCCCCGUCACUGCGACCCUCAACACCGCGCAGCCCAGGUCAGGCGCACCCCCGACGCCCCCGCUCGAGGAAAACUCCACCGCCGCCAGCAGCUCCCCCGACGCCGCACCCGCCCAGCAACAACAGCCCGCGACGCCCUCGUCCAAGCCGGUAUGGAGUGUCGGACCCCGCUACGGCCACGCUGCGAUGGUCUCGGGGAUCAUGUCGCUCUCCGCGACGCACGAGCAGCUCAUUGUGGGCUGGACGGGCGACAUUCUGACCCCUGGCGCCAACGCCAACGCGAGCAACACGAAUACCUCGGCGGACAAGGUUCCCUCUGCGAAUGUGUCGCUGGAGGAGCGUGCGGCGCUGGAGGAGGCCCUGAAGGAGUAUGCGGGCAAGGAUGGGGAUACGGACCACCAUUCGAAUACGACCUAUGUCCCUGUCUGGCUCGAUAACAAGGUUGCCCAUGGGCAUUAUGAUGGGUAUUGUAAAACGACGCUGUGGCCGUUGUUCCAUUACCUGCUUUGGCAGGACGUGGCGACCGAGUACGCCUCUGCCGACUCGCAUUACCCUUACUACGAAGCUGCCAAUGCCGCUUUUGCGCAGCGCAUUGCGGAGGUGUACCAGCCUGGUGACUUGAUUUGGGUGCAUGAUUACCAUUUGCUGCUGCUUCCAAAACUCAUUCGUGAAUCUAUCCCUGACGUCGUUCUGGGCCUCUUCAUGCACACACCCUUCCCGAGUAGCGAGGUCUUUAGAUGCCUUCCUCGAAUCGCCGUGUCUAGUUCUCGUUAUUAUGCGUGUCGAUUCGCGGAGGGAUGUCGAAAGGAAAUCCUCGACGGCAUGCUUGGCGCCAACCUCGUCUGCUUCCAGACCUACUCGUAUUCUAGGCAUUUCAUUUCGACGUGUAUCCGUGUUUGUGGAUAUGAGUCGAAUUCGAGGGGGAUUGAUGUGGAUGGGCAUACGACUGCUGUUAUGCAUUGUCCUGUUGGUAUUGAUGCUGAGCGUGUGGCGAGGGAUAUCCAACGACCUGGCAUUCAGCCUAAACUUGAGGCUUUGCGCAAUUUGUAUGAAGGCAAGAAGAUUAUCGUUGGCCGGGACAAGUUGGACGUCGUGAAGGGUGUUGUUCAAAAGCUCCGUGCGUUCGAGAAGCUGCUCCAAGAUUACCCUGAAUGGAUCGGCAACGUUGUGAUGAUCCAAGUGACGAGCCCUGCGUUGACCGAUUCGCCCAAACUUGAGCGUCUCGUCAGCGAGAUCGUCGCUCAUAUCAACGGUGAAUACGGAAGCUUGGACUUUGUGCCUGUCCAUCACUACCACCAAACCCUCAAAAAGGACGAAUUCUACGCCCUGCUGAGCGUCGCUGAUCUCGCGGUGAUCACUCCCCUCCGAGAUGGGAUGAACACGACGAGUAUGGAGUUUGUGAUUGCGCAGAAUAAUACGAAUAAGAGCCCGAGUGUUCUUAGUGAGUUUAUGGGUAUUAGUAAGACGAUGGAGGAUGCGUUGUUGGUUAAUCCUUGGAAUCUUGGGGACGUUGCCGCCGCUAUCAACCAAGGCCUCUUGAUGUCCGACGAAGAAAAGGCCCGCCGCCACGAAAAGCUCUACAAAGUCGUCACGACGCACACUUCUCACAGCUGGGCUGCUGUUUUGGCCAAGAUGUUGCUCGAGCAGAUGGGUAUGCAGGGAUUGGCGAGGCAGACGCCUUAUAUUCCCAAGGACCAGUUGGAGAGUUUGUAUGCCAAGGCGGAGAAGAGGUUGUUCUUGUUUGAUUACGACGGCACCCUCUCGCCGAUCGUCAAAACGCCCUCCAUGGCCGUUCCCUCUGAAGCCGUGCUCGAAGCUCUUGAGCGGCUCUCUGCGGACCCCAAGAAUCUGGUGUACAUCAUUUCUGGCCGUGAUGGCGCGUUCCUUGAGCAACACCUUGGACAUUUGAAGAAUGUUGGGUUUAGUGCUGAGCAUGGAGCGUUUGUGAGGGAGAGGGGAUCGGCGGAGUGGGUGAACUUUACGGCUAGUUUGGAUAUGAGUUGGAUGAGCGAGGUUGAGGAGAUUUUCAAGUAUUAUACUGAGAGGACGCAAGGCUCGCACAUUGAAGUGAAGAAGAGCUCGAUUACGUGGCAUUAUCGCGGGGCUGAUCCUGAGUGGGGUCUCUUCCAGUGCCGACAGUGCCAGGAUCUCCUUGAGAACAACUUGGCUAACAAGAGGCCGAUCGAAGUCCUCGUUGGCAAGAAGAAUUUGGAAGUUCGACCGAUUGCUGUCAACAAGGGCGAGAUUGUGAAGAGGAUCUUGUACAAGAACCCCGAUGCGGAGUUUAUCUUCUGUGCUGGUGACGACAAGACCGACGAAGACAUGUUCCGCGCACUCCAACUCUUCCCUCCCGGUACGACCCAAGUGAAGAUGGAAGCGCCUCUUUCUGUGACGUUGAUUGAGGGUGGCAACCAACCGCCUGUUGAACUUGCUAUUAAGCCUGAGGCGGUGUUUACUACUGCUGUGGGUCAUAGUAGUAAGAGGACGCUUGCGGUGUGGCAUGUUACGACUCCGCAGGAGGUUGUGGAUCAUAUGUUGGGGUUGGUUAAUGGGCCUACGCCUCAGGGCGAGGGGCAGGAGGGGCAGGAGGGAGAGAAGGAGGAGGUGGAGGUUAAAGCGAACCUGUAG